Messenger RNA from Dreissena polymorpha, 744 nucleotides. RefSeq names its product F-box only protein 16-like. The record is from RefSeq and is a predicted model, not a curated record. Bases 1 to 744 code for a protein of 247 amino acids. The transcript is spliced from 5 exons. Gene Ontology annotation, molecular function: protein binding. Lineage: Eukaryota; Metazoa; Mollusca; Bivalvia; Myida; Dreissenidae.
AUGGUACCACUACAGCACCUGGACUUCACCACAGUUCUACCCAGAUUUUUGGCUCUGUACAUCUUCUCAUUCCUCGAACCCAAAAGCUUGAGUCGCUGUGCCCAAGUCUGUUGGCACUGGAAGUUUCUGUCUGAACAGAACGCCCUGUAUGGUAUGCGAGGUGACGGGGUAGACCUGAUGGCCAAGCAGCCGUCACAGAAGGAUCUCACCCCUGCAGAGAGCUACAUGAUGGUGACAUCACGGCCACCCUGGAUUGCUCCUGCCUCUCACCCCAAGGACCUUCACAAGAAUAUGUAUGCCUUCCUGCAUGACUUCAACCCCAAUGACCCCAGCAUGCCCAAGUCAGCGCUGCUGUUCCACAACCGUUGGGGCAUCUUGAAGAAGAAGAGCAAUGUGACGACCAGUCUGAGCACCGAGCUCGGUCUUAAUACGCAGAGAAGACGCGAGAGGCAUAGGGCUCUAACGUCUGGUGAAGAUUAUGACCUUCAAACCGGUCGUUCAAUGACCUUGACCGAGAGCAUGAAGGAUGACCUUGUGAACCCACGUGAACGCAGGGUCAAUGAACUGGUGAACACUCAGUGGUACCCACAGUAUCGUACCGGUCCCCGAAGGACUGAUAUGUCUGGAGGCAAGGCGACCUACAGGGAUACAAUGAGAAGCACUAGAAGGUCAAUCCCUCGCUGGAACAGAGCGCCCACAGAAUCCACGGGUCAUCUUCAUAUCAUCACGUGUCCCGGCAGCUGA